CCACAUGUAGUUAGUAAUUAGUUAAAGGCGUGAACGCAUGCGCACACAUCACACACAUUACUCAUUACCCAUUAUCAAAUUACCACAACGCAGCCAACAUGUGCGGAGACAAGUUCAUUCCAAUUUUAACUUCUACAUUUUUAAUUUUUACACUUUUGACAUCUUCAACAAAUGGCGACGUGACACUCAAUGGCGUACCAUCGAAUGUAUACAGAUACAAAAUCAGCUCAGCAGAGAGUCUGCACUUAACCUUUCCAGAACUCAAAAAAAACACCAAUCAACCAUACCGCCUGGAAGUUAGCAGCACGAAUGCCGCUCGUAUACAUCCGGUCUUCGUCGUGGUACGUCAAGAACGCAGCAUACAAUCAUGGCAGAUUCCAUUAUUAGUAGAAGCCGCGAAUCCAGACGCUAAAAACCCAUUUGUUGAGUAUAUGAACACAGGAAGGACGCUGUGUUACCACACGGACGAUUCCAGCACAUACUCAUCAUCAAACAAAUCAAUCCAACGUACAACAAAGAUAAUCAAUGCUCGCACAAACUUCACGGUGACACUAUCAACAUUCUCCACGCUAUCCGUCUGGGUGACACUGCGUGCACUUCCGGUUGACAACUAUUUCCUGAAGACUAAUGUCAAAUACAACGCGACGUUCAGUCCCAGCGAGCCGGUGUACUAUGCUUAUCAGUUUCCUGAUAACGAUGUGAAGACUGUGCAUUUGCAGGUUACUUCCGAUGAUGAUGUUUGCUUCACUGUUUCCGUUCAACCACAUAUUUGUCCUAUAUAUGAUCUUCUAGAUCAAAUAACCUAUCAAGGAAAGUAUCAAACAGUGUCUAAAAAUGGCGGACUUGUCAUUUAUCGUAAAAACUUCGAAUAUGAUGGUGAUGCUAGUUUUGUGGUUGUUUUCGUUGCGCAUGCGGAUAACUAUGAAUGUGACACUGAUGCAGCGGUGCCAUUCAAUAAACAAGCAAGAUUUAGAGAAAACCGACAGAUAUCCAAUGUGCAAUUCACUGUCAAAGCAUCAAAAAAGACAGGGGAAUAUGGAAUCGCCAUUUUAUCACUUCUAGGAUUCAAUUUGGUUAUAUGUUUGGUUAUAAUCAUCCUAACCUAUUUGUUUUAUAGGUUCGGAAAGCAUUAUAAACAUGAUCAUAACACCGGAUACAGUCGACGCCAUUCAAAAACCACAGACCCUAGACUCUCGGAUUUCAUCCAUCAGAGAAAACGCAAUCGUCGCAUGGCCUUGAAUUACUUCUGGCACAUUGCAAACAUUGCCAUCUUCUAUGGUUUACCAGUCGUACAAUUGAUGGUGUUCUAUCAACGUGCUGUCAACUUCACAGGAGAUCUGGAUCUUUGUUACUACAAUAAUCAAUGUUCACAUCCACUUUACUUCAACGAUUUCAAUCAUGUGUACUCUAAUCUAGGUUAUGUCCUGUUCGGUUUGUUGUUUUUGUUUGUAACGGCGUUCCGCAACCGCAAAAUGCAAAGUUCGCCUGGUUGCGGCAUACCAAAACUCUAUGGGUUGUAUUACGCCAUGGGUGUGGCCUUGGUUUUUGAAGGUGUGCUCUCUGGAUGUUACCACAUAUGUCCGAAUCAAUCUAAUUUUCAAUUUGAUACAAGUUUCAUGUACGUGAUGGCAAUGUUAAUCAUGGCAAAACUAUACCAGAAUAGACACCCUGAUGUGCAGGCAAGUGCCUAUAGUACAUUCACAGUGUUGGGAUUGAGUGUAAUGGUGGCCAUGUUUGGAAUUAUUUUCAAUUCCCUGCCCGUGCUCAUUGUGUUCUUCGUGAGUUAUGUGAUUUUCUGUGUGUACAUGGCGUUUAAAUUGUAUUUCUUCGCAAAUGUCACACGUGGCAUGCGUACUUUCGUCGAUGAAGCACGCAGUGUUGGAAUUAAACAAGGAUUGAGACCGAGACGUCAAAGAUUGUUUGUGUUUGUCGUGUUGGGAUUAUUAAUAAACUUCACAAUGGCAAUCAGUGGAUUCUUUUUAUAUCCGGAAAACGUUGAUUUUGGUACUUAUCUAUUGAUUAUCCUAAUGGGUAAUGCAAUUAUGUACUCCAUAUUCUACAUGGCGAUGAAAAUGAUCACCAAAGAGCGGAUUUGUUUCGAGGCCAUGUUGUACGGUGUGUUAGCACUGGUUUUGUGGUUAGCCGGCGCGUAUUUCUUCUUUAAUGCUGCCACAGUUUGGUCGAAAACGCCUGCGCAGUCACGUCUACUGAAUCAGGAUUGUAUGGUGUUUGACUUUUAUGACACGCAUGACAUUUGGCAUAUUCUAAGCGCGCCUGCGCUGUUCUUCACGUUUUCGUUUCUGGGGGCCAUGGAUGAUGAUUUGGUUAAUACACGACAGGAUGAAAUCAAAGUUUUUAGGUUAUAUUUUGUAGAUUUAUGUAAUUUAACCUAAAAUUUAUAUUUUUACGUUUUAUUUCGCAAAGAAAUAAGAAAAUCAUGACAAAUA
This is a messenger RNA of Dalotia coriaria, 2447 nucleotides long. RefSeq names its product cholesterol uptake protein 1-like. The coding region runs from base 99 to 2393 and encodes 764 amino acids. Gene Ontology annotation, molecular function: double-stranded RNA binding; RNA transmembrane transporter activity. Gene Ontology annotation, cellular component: plasma membrane; lysosome. The transcript is spliced from 10 exons. Gene Ontology annotation, biological process: RNA transport. Lineage: Eukaryota; Metazoa; Arthropoda; Insecta; Coleoptera; Staphylinidae. The record is from RefSeq and is a predicted model, not a curated record.